AUGUCUCGGGCUGUCCUCAUCACCGGCGCCACGGGCAAGCAGGGCGGGGCCGUCGUGAGUGCGUUGCUCAAGGCCAACGCCGAUUUUGAAAUCCUGGCUCUCACGCGCAAUGUCCAAUCAGCAUCUGCUCAGCGCCUUCUUAAGAAAUCGCCUAGGAUCAAGUUGCUACCCGGGAACUUGGACGCAUCUGAGAGUAUCUUCCAGAAAGCGAAGGAGGUGACCAAGACGCCCGUAUGGGGAGUCUUCAGCGUCCAGGCAGCUAUAGGCGGCGGCGCCAACGCCCGGACCGAGGAGGUCCAGGGCAAAGCUUUGAUCAAUGCCUCGCUCAAUAACGGCGUCAAACAUCUGGUAUACUCGUCGGUCGACCGCGGCGGCGCCAACUCGGACCACCAUCCGACAGACAUCCCGCACUUCAUCAGCAAGCACAACAUUGAGCAGCACCUGUAUGAUAAGGCCAAAGCCGGCGGGAUGAAAUGGACCGUUCUCCGUCCCGUCGCUUUCUUCGAAAACCUCGUGCCGGGCUUCAUGGGCAAGCUCUUUGCCACCAGCUGGAAGACCAACCUGAAGGAGGACCAGAAGCUGCAGCUGAUCGCAACCAGCGACAUCGGCUUCUUCGCUGCCGAAGCGCUCACGAAGCCGGAAAAGUACGCUAACAAGAAGCUCAGUCUGGCGGGUGACGAACUGACCUACGGCGAAUUUGCUGCCAUCUUCAAGGAGAAGACCGGGACCGAACUACCCACAACGUACAACUUCAUCUCUACCAUCAUAAACUCGCUAUUCAAGGAGUUUGGGUACAUGUUCAGAUGGUUCCGCGAUGUCGGUUACGCAGCCGACAUCCCAGCCCUGAGAAAGAUCAACCCUGACCUCAAGGACUUCAGAACCUGGCUUGAGAAGGAGAGUCAGUUUAAGACGAGAUGA
This is a messenger RNA of Durotheca rogersii, 918 nucleotides long. RefSeq names its product NAD(P)-binding protein. NCBI's taxonomy places the organism in Eukaryota, Fungi, Ascomycota, Sordariomycetes, Xylariales, Xylariaceae. Bases 1 to 918 code for a protein of 305 amino acids. The record is from RefSeq and is a predicted model, not a curated record. The transcript has 2 exons.